UUCAUGCAAUAGGCAUCCGUAUUUCAGGACCAGCCUUAUCGUUAUUGGACGAGUACAAUGUCGUAAGCGACGUUAAGCCUGUUCGGGGAGGUCCCUCGCCAAAGGAUCGGAGGAGGGGUGUUUGUCGUGGUGGUGGUCAACGCUUUUAGUGCCACGCAUCAUCUCACCUCAGAUUCGGGUAGUUUCAUCUUGGCGUGAUAGUACUCACUGCAUCUCAUUUUCGACGGCUUAACACUCAUACAUCGUCUCAUCUACAAUCGCAAUAAUGACCGAACUGGAGAAGGAUGGUGAAGAUACUCUCUCGGCUGAGAUUGAGACCACGAACGUGCAUGAGCCUCAAACCGCACUUCAUCUACAACCACAAUCAGCCUUCUUCUCAGCUCUGCCCCUCGAGAUCCGUCAAAACAUAUAUAGCCACCUUUGGCAAGCCGCCGGAUCAAUCCAACACGUGUAUAAAUCCAGCGCUUCCCCUCUAGCGCCCCUCUCCCACUGCCGAUGCAUCGCCGACCUGGACGCCGAGGACAUCCGCGAAACCGAGCUCUCCCGCGUCCUCAACACGCCGCCCGCGGACCCGUCAACGCUACAGGAAGGUGUCGGACCGGGAUCCGCAGAGGAAAAAGAGACGAUCAAUACUUGGCGCUUCCGUAUCGUUUCGUCGUGGUGUAACCACUGGACUUGUGAAGAGGAGCCACCUAUUCUGCGAGAACUCGAGCAACCCUCGCUGGAAGACGAUAAGGGGGAAAAGUCAAAGGAUGGCUCCAAGGGGAAACGACGUCAGAUUCUCGUCAAGGAGUUCAGCCCGUUCCUAGCCAUCCUUCUUACCUGCAAGCGCAUGCAUCAAGAAGCAGUCGACGCCAUCUACAACGACACAACCUUCUCCUUCAUCAACACAGACGCCCUCGCCCGCUUCCUCGGCACCACAUCCACAACCUCCCUAUCCCGCAUCAAAAAGCUGCACUUCACAUGGCGAGCCCCAAUAGAGACAUAUAUGGACCCCGAAGAAGACGAAGUCAUCGCCGAAAGGAUCAAAUGGAACGACACAUGGACAUCCGCCGCCGAAAAGCUCCCGCGCCUACAGGAGCUCCGGAUCUGGGCGUACCCUUACUACGCGCGCUACCCGACUCCCUUCGAGGAGUGGUUUGAGCCGCUGCACCAGUUUGGGCGGAACAAGAUGCCCGUGUCGCGGUUCCAUGUCUCGUUGCGCUGGUUCCAGAAUGUGCCGGAGCCGGAUACGGGGCCGGUGGAGUUUUUGGAGGCUGCGCCGUUUGGGUAUGAGAGGAUCCCGCCGUGUCAGGAGAAUCCGUUGCACUUUCACUGGCGGAGAUUGAUUGGGUUGGGGCCGGAUGAGCCGAGGGUGCCGAUUACGAGGAGGCAGGGGAAGAGGAGGUAUGUUGGGAGGGCUUUGUAGAUAUUUCGGAAAACAUAGACUUUUCGACGUGGCGUAGCAAGUUUACUUUUCAAGUUUUCGUCAUUUUGGGUUCAAUGUUAUCAUCCACUUGGCCUGAUCUAGAAAAUAUACACUGCAAGCGCAGCAAAUGGUGCUUUCCAUGUAUCAGACCGGAUCUAGAUCCGAGUUCGUUUAGAAGGAGGCUUGUUUGGUCGGGGUCACUACAAGCAUCUUUACGUCGUGAUGAUGGGCUUGUGUGAAGUUGUCCUUCCGCGUAAAUAUCUUCAUCAGGUUGCAAAGC
Colletotrichum phormii is the source of this 1688-nucleotide messenger RNA. RefSeq lists its product as uncharacterized. The transcript has a single exon. The record is from RefSeq and is a predicted model, not a curated record. The coding region runs from base 266 to 1408 and encodes 380 amino acids. Lineage: Eukaryota; Fungi; Ascomycota; Sordariomycetes; Glomerellales; Glomerellaceae.